Molecule: messenger RNA, 963 nt
Organism: Melozone crissalis (California towhee)
Lineage: Eukaryota; Metazoa; Chordata; Aves; Passeriformes; Passerellidae
Product: basic proline-rich protein-like
Exons: 1
Coding region: 1-963 (320 amino acids)
Source: RefSeq, a predicted model, not a curated record
AUGAGAGGAGCCGUCUUCGCUCUUACUCCAUUACAGCCGCCUGCCUUCAUGCCUCGGGAGCCGGCAGCGCUCAGCGGACACGGGGGAAGCGCCUGGCUCUGCCUCCCAGCCCCGCGGCAUCUCCCCCGCCGGGGAGGACGGCGGCACGCUCCCGACCCCGCUGGGAACCGGGCUAUUUCCCACGCAGCUUCACGACAUCGAAGAAAGCGCCCGGUUGGGAAGGGAACAUAUCCAGACGCGCCCACAGCGGUGUCAGUCAGCGCGGGCCCUGCGGGCUGGCCGGGGCACGGCGAGCGAGCUAGGCGCUCACGGCGGCGGCGCGUCCCAUCCCGGCAAAGGUCUCUGUCCUCUGGCCGCCCCUCCUCGCUGCCUCACGCUCCGGGGAAGGCGGCGACGAGGCCCCCUGUUCUCACGGCGAGGGCUGCGGUUGCAUCCCGGCCCAUCUGCCUCCCGCGCCGGGCGGGCUCCUCCGCGCUGCCCCGGCCCCCGCCGCAGCACCGACGCCACCCCCGGCCACCCCGACAAAGGUGGGGCCCGGGGCGGCGAGGCCCCUCCUCGGCGGCUCCAGCUGCGAGCGCACCCGGCUGCUCUACGCGGGCGAAGGCCCUUCCCGUCCUCCGCCUCCCGCCCCGAGUUUCCACAGCGCCGGGCAGCCUAGCCCGGCCUCCUCACGCCGGUCUCCGCUCAGCCCCUCCGCGCUGCCAGCGCCUUCCUCCCCCCGCGCCGGGCUCGCCGGCGAGGGGCCGCUCCGCCUCCUUCCCCUGUCCGCCGCCGGCUGCGGGCGGGAGCCGAGCGAGGGCCGAAGCUCCGCCGCCCGCGCCCCCUCUCGCCCGCCCGCCCCAACAGCACGGGCGGCUCCAGACACAAAGGGGAGUCGCUGCAGCCGCCGGCCUGGGCGCCCGUCCCGCCGCACCGCCCCCGCCGCCCGGCUCCGCCCCGCACCAUAGAGGUGGCUCCAGGUAG